Messenger RNA from Lodderomyces beijingensis, 1338 nucleotides. NCBI's taxonomy places the organism in Eukaryota, Fungi, Ascomycota, Pichiomycetes, Serinales, Debaryomycetaceae. The record is from the annotation of a GenBank genome assembly.
AUGCCCGUUCCUCCAAAACAAACUACUCUCGGGUCUCCCCUCCAAACUCAACCAAAAACCACGCCAAACAGUAGUCUCAGAACAAGAUUUCAAUCGAGCUGGGGCCCUUCGAGUAGCGAAACAAAACACCACAGGAGCCAGUCGUCACCAUUGAAACAGGCCAUUUCUCGAAAAGCACCACUCAAGGACUUUGAUGACGAGAGCUUGGUUAGUCUCACUUCACACGAGAGUAACGAUGCCGCUUCCACUAUAGCGACAAGCACAGAUGUAGGUUCAAUUGAUAACAAGAAUGGCACCAGGCACAUAUUGCCGCCCAUUGAGUAUAAACUUUCCACCGACCUUUCGCAACUAGCAUACAGUUUGUACCGCGUCGACACCACGGAGUCGAUGAAGCAAGAGCACUUGACAAGACCCGAGAGAUUUGGCGCCAAAAUCAACCUUUCCCAACGCGAAAUAGAUAUGGUUAGAUACACGUGGAAUCUGAUGGUGCAGGAAGAACGAUCGAGUAAAGCCAGAAUGCCCGGCCAGUUCCCACUGGAAAAAACCGCAGUUGGCAGCUCAUUGCCUCGACAAGCAACCGGCUCUAAAAAUAUCUCGUGUCCCGUUUCCUUGAGUUUAUUCUGCCAGCAGUUCUACGCCAACGCGCUCGCCACGGCUCCCGAGUUGGAAAAAAUGUUUCCCUCGAUCAAACACCAAAGUGUCAGCUUUGCAGGGAUCAUGAGCUUGAUCAUUUCGCAGUUGGAAGACUUGUCGGUGCUCGAGUCGUAUUUCGUAAGCUUGGCUAAGAAGCACUCGCGAGGCUUGGGGAUCGAGCCGGGCCAAUUUGAAAUCAUGGGCGAGGCGUUAAUCUAUACCUUUAAGGAGAGAUUUGGCGAGCAGUUCACGUUGGAGUUGGAGAUUCUCUGGAUCAAAGUGUAUUUGUUUCUUGCAAAUUCACUUCUCCAGUUGGGUGUUGACCCGAUCAUGAAGCCCGAGGUGCUCGAUGGUCAAAUGUCGAUAUACGGGGGUGCCAAUAUGCACGACUCGGAAAGCAUGGUGACCCGGCUGGAGUAUGAGCUUCGUCCGCAGGUGUCCAACACUACCACCAUGAGCCAAUCGCGAGAUGACAGAAGCAGCAGCCAUCGUAGAUUCUUUACAAGAGGCACAAACACUGGGGGUGCCACCGAUGUCGAUGACGCCGCCUCCUCUACUUCAAAUUUGAAAAGGGCACAACUUCAGCCAAAGGAUCAUCCCGUCCAACCACAGUUGGAACAGCAACAGCAGAAAUCGCCAAAGAAAAAGAGCAAGAAUCGUAAGUUCAAUGCUUUUAGAAGGAAAGGUGAUUGCACAAUCACGUGA